AUGGACAAGGAUGGGCGCCUCUCGAAGCAGACCAACUUGGCCAAGGCCGAGGAAAUCGCGAAGCGGAAGGGCAUCGUGCCAGUCAAGGAUAAGGUGAAGAAGCCGCGGAAGCGCACGAGCAAGCCGGCGACCGCAGCGGAGGAGCAGGCGCAGCGCCUCAGGCAGGAGCAGGAGCAGGAGCGCAGGCGGCAGGAGGCGGAGCUGGUGCGGAUGCGCAUGAAGGUCAUCGAGCAGCUGCAGCAGAUGGCCAAGCCGAUCUCCGCCACGUACGUGCACAACCUGACCGGCUUCGAUCUCGACAAGAUGAAGGAGCUGCGCGAGGACCUGCAGAGGAACCCCAAGGUGCGGUACGACCCGGAGAGCGGGACGUACGAGUACAGGUUCCGGUGGCUGUGCAAGGACAAGGAGGGCCUCCUGCAGAAGAUCUACCGCGCGCGGAGCAUCUACGCGGAGAGCGGCGAGACGCAGCCCAUCGUCGGCAUCCCGGUGAAGCAGUUGUCGGACGACCUGAGCAAGAGCUGGCCGGGCUGGGCGGACGCGCUGGACGAGCUGCUCGCGGAGGGCAAGAUCUUCCGCAUCCGCAGCACCUCCGCGAGCAUCAGCAAGGACGAGGUGGUGUACGCGCGCAACAUCCGGGACCCGGGGAGCGACGCGCUGGUCAAGGCGCUCGAGGUCGACCCGCGCCUGCAGCAGCUGUGGCGCACGCUCCCCGUGCCGCGGGAGCCGCUGGACUUCAUCGCGGAGGUCAGGAAGGCCGGCUUCGUCCCCGCGAAGCGCCUGCCGGACACGCAGGUCGAGGCGGGGGGCUCGCGGCGCAGCCGGCGACGCAAGCAGCGCGCCAUGCAGAAGGCGCUGGAGGAGGCGGGGAUGGUCCCGGGGCAGCCGGGCGCGCUGGAGCCGGCGCCGCCGUUCCCGUGA
Messenger RNA from Pedinophyceae sp. YPF-701, 918 nucleotides. NCBI's taxonomy places the organism in Eukaryota, Viridiplantae, Chlorophyta, Pedinophyceae. The record is from the annotation of a GenBank genome assembly.